GCAUUAGUGGCAACAUGGCGGGCAUCGCACACAUAUGUUUGUUUCUUAUAAGCUUAGCUUUUAUUUUAGCACAGUCUGCUGAUGAUCCAACUAAAAGAUUUGAGUACAAGUACAGUUUUAAAGGUCCUUUCUUAGCACAAAAGGAUGGAACUGUUCCAUUUUGGGGACAUGGAGGACAUGCCAUAGCUAGUGAAGAUCAAGUCAGGAUUACACCAUCAAUUAGAAGCCAAAAAGGUUACAUGUGGACAAAUACACCGUUUCAGGCGGAUCACUGGGAGAUUGAAGUAACGAUAAGAAUAAAUGGUCGAGGCAGAAUCGGAGCAGAUGGGAUGGCAAUCUGGUUCACAGAACAGAAGGGAGUUGAAGGUCCUGUGUUUGGCAACAAUGAUCAGUGGCGAGGCCUCGGUGUGUUUAUGGAUUCAUUUGACAACGAUGGGCAGCACAACAAUCCAUAUGUACUGGCGAUGAUUAAUGACGGCACGAAGACGUACGAUCACCACUCGGAUGGCUUCUCACAGCAGCUCGGAGGCUGUCUGCGUGACUUUAGAAACAAGCCAUUCCCAACGAAACUCAAAGUCACCUACUACAAGAACACGCUGGUGGUGCUGUAUCACAACGGCCUGACGAACAAGCCGGACGACUACGAGCUGUGUCUGAGAGCCGACAACGUGCAGCUGCCGACGUCCGGCCACUUUGGCGUGUCGGCGGCGACGGGAGGUCUCGCGGACGACCACGACGUUCUCUCCUUCCUCACGUUCACACUGAUUCCACCUAAUGAGGGGAUUAAUCAGGAUGGCUUCGCCACGGAUCAGGAGAGGCUGCGUUACCAACAGGAGUACCAGGACUACCAGCAGAAGCUGGAGCAGCAGAAGCAGGAUUACCGGCAGCAGCAUCCGGACAAGCAGCAGCUUGAUGAUUGGAACGUGGAUGACAUUUUUGAGGCUCGUGAGAACCGGGAGCUGAGGCAGAUCUUCGACGGGCAGACGCAGAUUCACGACACGAUGCGCAAGCUUCAUCACAAGCUCGACGCCGUGCUCGGCAGACAGGAGAGCCUCAUGGCGAUGGUGUCGGGCCUCGGUGGCGCAGUUCAGCCAGGAGUGCCACAUCAGGGUGGGGGUCCCCCUGUCAUGAUAGACUCUAUCAAACGACAUGAAGUGGAUGCUAUUAUGACAACUCAGAGAGAAGCUGUGAAUUCCAUACAGCAGCUAAGGCAAGCCAUCUCGGAUGUACAGCAGCGAAUACCUAAUGUUGGGGGAGCUGGUCAGCCUUCGGACAGUGGUUCGCUGGACAGCGGUCACCACCAGGUGUUGUCCGAGAUUCGGGAAGGAGUAUCUGUAGUGAAGCGAGAUCUGUCUGCGAUGUCACAGCGAGGGGGAGCACAGUGUCCUCCACAACCUGACAUGCCAAAUUGUCUGACUCCAACAUACUUUUUCAUCAUGAUAGCGGGGCAUUUCUUCCUGUUAGUCGGAUACUUUAUGUACAGAAACAGUCAAGAAGCGAAAGCAAAGAAAUUCUUCUAACUUACAACUUACGAAGGUCAUAAAAAACUAGCCAAUUGUCUAUUUAAGGAUACAAAAACUUUGCUGUAUUCAAAAGUGACUAAAAGUGAUUGAUUUCAUUCCAAUGAUGAUAACUUAAAUUUAAAUUAGCUAUAACUUAAAAUAAUACUUGGGAUAGUCAUGUUGGUUGGUGGAGGUGUGGAUUGCAAAAUCGUAUGCAAGGAAUCUCCAACAUAAUUUGCCCAUCCAGAAAGUUCCAUUGACAGACUUUCGAAUACGUCACGUAUGAUGUAAGAAUAUCUGACACCUUUCUGUAGUUUCUUCAUGUAUUGGUUGCAUAGGGAUGCUGAAAAGUAAUGGAGGCUGUGAAUUCUACUGUCAGCAACUGUUAAUUGCGGCGCACACUCACAGUUGCAUCGCUAAGAGUUGUUAGGAUGGCUAAAUCAGCAAUCCACGCCCCGAAUGCUACUGACAAUCGAAUGCUUGCAUACGGGUGUGACUGUUACACCAGUGUAGCAGUUGAACCCCCUCACCCUGCAUUUGCAUAUUAGUCUUCUCCAGUAGAGCCUCCAGUUUCCGCUUCGCCUACGAGACCUGUGCUGGAAGUUGAGCUUUCUAUCCACUAGAUGUCACUACAGAGACACACAAUGCUAUCCAGUGUCGAUGUUGCAUCUGACGUUGAUGUCAGUGUUCUAUGUUGCUGUAUAUUGGCUCAGGGUGUCUUAUUAUGUAAUGUUCCAAGCUGCUCAUUUAUGAAAGUUAUUUCACUAUGGUAAGAUGUUUUGCUAGCAGCGGAGUGUGAGAUAUGCGUGGAAGAUGAAUGCAUUUUGCAAGUGGAUGUCAGAUUGUUGCAAAGUUGGUCUUGCAGUUGGACUGUAUUCACCCCUGCAAUAUGUCCGUUUACCUAUUUAUUAAGAGAGUAAGAAUUUGAUAGUAUCUUUACUAUGGGCUAAACCAAAUGACUUUAUUCAAUUAGCCUUUGUGCAUAGUUCUGUUUAUAAUAUAGGUGAGUAUGUUGUUAGUAAGAGGAAAGUAAAAAGGUAAGAAGUUAAGUAGCUGAUUGGCUAUGCACAGAUAGCUUCUUUGUGUUACUUAGCUAGGAAAUGGCUAUUUUCGUAACAAUGUUUUUUUUCUGCAUAUUUUGCAGGAUCUGUGUUUUCUGUAAAUGCUACAUGUGUAAUGGUAAAUUUCUCUGAUAUCGUUGAAAUACGAGAAAUGUGGCUUCAAUCAUGCCUUUACAUUCGUAGGCUGCAUUUAGUGAAUCGUUGUUAUUAGUUUGUAAGAGCCUGUAAAGCUGACAUCUCUCGUUCGCGCAUCAGUGCGGCACGUACAUCAUUGAUACACGAAGUCAUUCCAAUAGCAUUGAAGAAAUGUAUGUACACGACAUUUUCUUAAAGUUAUGUAACAGUGUUGUAGUGAUUUCUCA
Molecule: messenger RNA, 2925 nt
Organism: Priapulus caudatus
Lineage: Eukaryota; Metazoa; Priapulida; Priapulimorpha; Priapulimorphida; Priapulidae
Product: protein ERGIC-53-like
Exons: 12
Coding region: 15-1520 (501 amino acids)
Biological process (GO): Golgi organization; endoplasmic reticulum to Golgi vesicle-mediated transport; endoplasmic reticulum organization
Cellular component (GO): endoplasmic reticulum-Golgi intermediate compartment; Golgi membrane; endoplasmic reticulum membrane
Molecular function (GO): D-mannose binding
Source: RefSeq, a predicted model, not a curated record